AUCACAUGACAUUUCAAUCCGAGGGAAAAUUUGAAAGUUGAAAAAUAAAGUUUACAAUAAUCAAGCUAAAAUUCAAUUUCAUAUUCCAAAAUAUAAAAAUUCAUUUUCAGAAUCAUUCGUACAUUUAAAAAAAUCGUAUUAUGCGUUUGCGAAUGCAAUAAAUUUAAAAAUGGCAACAACCAAAUGUCCCGGCACGGGAGUCAGAUGUCGCAGGCGCAACCAGGCAGGUUUGAAUACGUUCGGCAUUUCUGGUGAUACAGCGAUGAGUGAAAAGGAUUAUUUAACCUCUCUGCCCUCUUGGAAGGCUCUCCAGGAUUAUUAUAAUAAUAAUGGCAAAAAUUUGGUGAUAAAAAAAUUGUUGCAAGAGGACCCGAAACGAUUUGAAAAUUUCAGUUUAAAACUCUCCACACCUCAAGAUGGAGAUAUACUCAUUGACUAUUCAAAAAAUCGGGUGGACAGUCAGACAAUGCAGUUGCUGUUCAACUUGGCCAAAGAAACGAACGUUGAACAAAUGAGAAAUGCUAUGUUCAGUGGGCAGAAGAUCAAUUUCACAGAAGACAGGGCCGUAUUGCAUAUCGCGCUACGAAAUCGCUCUAACAGUCCGAUAAUAGUUGACGGCAAAGAUGUAAUGGCUGAUGUUAACAGUGUCCUGGACCAUAUGAAGUCGUUCACUCAUGACGUAUUGAGUGGCAACUGGAAAGGUUAUACUGGCAAACGAAUCACAGACGUAGUGAACAUUGGUAUCGGCGGUUCCGAUUUGGGACCGCUGAUGGUUACAGAAGCAUUGAAACCGUACAAUCAAGGCCUGACGCUUCACUUUGUUUCCAAUAUCGACGGUACCCAUUUAGCCGAGGUGCUGAAGAAGGUCUGUCCAGAAACGGUACUGUUUAUUAUAGCGUCCAAGACGUUUACCACCCAAGAAACCAUUACCAAUGCUACGUCUGCCAAGACUUGGUUCUUGGAUGCUGCUAAAGAUCCUUCUGUCGUAGCCAAGCACUUCGUUGCUUUAAGCACAAAUGAGCCUAAAGUAAAAGACUUUGGAAUUGAUACCGCUAACAUGUUCGGUUUCUGGGACUGGGUCGGAGGCAGAUACUCCCUGUGGUCCGCUAUUGGCCUCAGUAUUUGCCUUUCAGUUGGAUUUGAUAACUUUGUAAAACUUUUGGAAGGCGCACAUUGGAUGGACAAACACUUUACCAGCGCACCAUUGGAGAAGAACGCUCCCGUAAUUUUGGCCCUUCUGGGAGUUUGGUAUAAUGACUUCUUUGGCGCAGAAACUCAAGCUCUUUUGCCGUACGAUCAGUAUCUUCACAGGUUUGCUGCUUACUUCCAACAAGGAGACAUGGAGAGCAACGGGAAAUAUGUUACGCGAAGCGGGAAAAACGCCGAGUACCAAACGGGGCCUAUAGUAUGGGGAGAACCUGGUACCAAUGGACAACAUGCUUUUUACCAACUGAUCCAUCAAGGAACCAGAGUAAUUCCCUGCGACUUUCUCGCGCCGGCUCAGACACACAACCCAAUCCAAAAUGGCUUACAUCAUCAGAUCCUGUUAGCCAACUUUUUGGCUCAAACGGAAGCAUUGGCCAUGGGCAAAACUGCUGAGCAAGCUAGGUAUGAGAUUAAUUGUAAUAAUGGAAAUGUUCGCUGAUCUCUAAGUUUCGAUAUUUAUAUAGCCAUUUUAGAAAGUAUGAAAUUAUGAGUCUGUAGAAGGAGCUGAACCAUGAAAGCCUUUAUUUCUAUUGAAAAGUUUAAGCUACAUUUGGAUGAAUGGGUUAUUAUACCAACGUUUCUACUGCAUCUUUUAUUGGUCCAUGUAAUGGGUUCGAGCGCUAUUGUCGCUCAAAUACUAAGGAAAAUGCAACUGGCAAUCUGACAAAAUGGAAGGAAAAUGAAACCGAUAUUGAUAUUUAUAACCCAAAAUAAUGUUUGCAUCUAACAAGUGGUGGUUCGCUGUGUUACCAAAUGCUCAGCUAGUAAGAAAAGUUGAACUGUAGGUCAUUUUAAGUCGCAUCCAUGGACCCUAUUUACAAGGAGACACUGCGGCAAUGCUGCUCGAGCUGUAAAAAAGACCUCGAAACUUGAAGCCUGGACCACCAGUGGUGCUUGGUCAGGGUUGCCAUGUUGGGCGAUUUUCCCUCAAAUUUGGGAUUUGUCAGGCGACCCUGUAGCCGCCCAGUCAGGCGUUAAAUUUUGGGCUUGUUUUUCCCUCAGUUCGCCGGUUCUUCUGGUAUUUAGGCUCCACUUCUAUUUUAGCAUUUUACAUAACCACGAUUUUUUCAGGUUGCCAUUUGUAUUUUUCCCCGUAUAUCUGCGCGACAAUGGCUAAAAUCGGUAUCGAUAUUUUUUAGGGAGGAGUUGACAAAAUCGGGAAUGUCUGGUGAUAAAGUGGAAAAGAUAUUACCGCACAAAGUGUUCCAGGGCAAUAGACCUACCAAUAGCAUCGUUGUGAAAAAAGUAACGCCUUUUACAUUGGGCGCCCUCAUCGCGAUGUACGAGAUGAAAAUCUUCACCCAAGGUGUGGUCUGGGACAUAAACUCGUUUGACCAAUGGGGAGUCGAGCUGGGAAAACAGCUGGCGAAAGCAAUAGAGCCCGAAUUGAAAGACAAUACGCCCGUUUCUUCGCAUGACGGCUCGACUAACGGGCUCAUCAAUUUUAUCAAAUCCAGCAGAUAAAUCAUUUUUAUCAAAUCCAGCAGAUAAAUUGUUAUUUCUUUUUUGAUUUUAAUUGAAAUUUAAAGCUUUAUAUAUAAUGUGGUAUAUUAUGUUGAUUUGAAAUUUAUAUAUUAUGUUGUUUUGAUCAAAUAUAUUGAGGUGAUGAAAAUUUGCAAUAAACUGGAACAAAAGUAACAA
Messenger RNA from Acanthoscelides obtectus, 2847 nucleotides. NCBI's taxonomy places the organism in Eukaryota, Metazoa, Arthropoda, Insecta, Coleoptera, Chrysomelidae. The record is from the annotation of a GenBank genome assembly.